GUCGUUGCCCGGGAACCACGGCUCCCGCAGCUGCAGGAGGCGCCAGGCCCCGGGAGCAGCCCUCGGUGCCGCCACCGCUCCCGCCGCCGCCGCCACCACCGCCGCGCCCGGCUCCGCUCCGGCUCCGGCUCCGCUCCGCUCCGCGCCCGCUCCGCCGGCCAUGCCGCCCCGCCGCGCCCAGGCGCCCCGCGCGCAGCUGCUGCCCGCGCCGGCCCUGCCGCUCCUGCUGCUCCUGCUGCUCGGCGCGGGGCCCCGCGGCCACUGCCUGGCCAGCCCGGUGCCCGCCGUGCCCCUGCCCGUGCCGGGGCCGUGCGCCGCGCAGCCCUGCCGGAAUGGGGGCGUCUGCACCCCGCGCCCCGCGCCCGGCCCCCAGUCCCCGACUCCCGCCGGCGAGAGCGGCUACACCUGCACCUGUCCUGCCGGGGUCUCCGGAACCCACUGCCAGAUUGUGGCGGAUCCCUGUGCCAGCAACCCUUGUCACCAUGGCAACUGCAGCAGCAGCAGCGGUGGCUACCUCUGCAUUUGCACGGAAGGCUAUGAAGGUCCACACUGUGAGCAGGCACCUCCCAGCCUCCAGGCCUCUGGCUGGACUGAGCCCAUGGCACCUAGACAGCUGGAGCCAGUCGCUGCUACCCAGGAGCCUGAUGCCAUCCUGCCCCGCUCUCAGGCAACCGAGACCCUGCCCACAUGGCAACCGAAAACGGGGCAGAAAGUUGUAGAAAUGAAAUGGGAUCAAGUGGAGGUGAUCCCCGAUAUUGCCUGUGGGAAUGCCAGUUCCAACAGCUCUGCGGGUGGCCGGCUGGUGUCCUUUGAAGUGCCACAGAACGCCUCAGUCAAAAUUCGGCAAGAUGCUACUGCCUCGCUGAUUUUGCUGUGGAAGGUCACGGCCACGGGGUUUCAGCAGUGCUCCCUCAUAGACGGCCGGAGCGUGACACUCCUCCAGGCUCCCGGGGGCCUGGUCCUCUUGGAAGAGAUGCUUGCCUUGGGGCCCAACCACUUCAUCGGCUUUGUGAAUGAUUCUGUUUCUAAAUCCAUCGCGGCUUUGCGCUUGACCCUGGUGGUGAAGACCAGCACCUGUGCUCCACCUGAGAGCCGUGCACGUGACCUAGAGUGCUCAGGAAAAGGGGCCUGCACCACGAAGCCAGCAGAGGCGACUUUUUCCUGUGACUGCGAUGAGCAAUAUGUGGGGGCUUUCUGUGAAGAAUUUGAUGCCUGCCAGAGGACACCCUGCCAGAACAAUGCGAGCUGUGUUGAUGCAAAGGAAAAUCAAUUUGGGAGCAAUUUCACCUGUGUCUGCCUUGCUGGUUAUACUGGAGAGCUUUGCCAGUCCAAGAUUGAUUAUUGUAUCCUAAACCCAUGCAGAAAUGGAGCAACAUGCAUUUCUAAUCUCAGUGGAUUCACCUGCCAGUGUCCAGAAGGGUACUUCGGCUCGGCCUGCGAAGAGAAGGUGGACCCGUGCGCCUCAUCGCCCUGCCAGAACAACGGGACCUGCUACGCCGACGGGGUGCGCUUUGGCUGCAGCUGCAGCGCCGGCUUCACCGGCCCCGCCUGUGCUCAGCUGGUGGACUUCUGCGCGCUCAGCCCCUGCGCUCACGGCACCUGCCGCAGCGUGGGCACCAGCUACAAGUGCCUCUGUGACCCAGGUUACCAUGGCCUCUACUGUGAGGAAGAGUACAAUGAGUGCCUCUCUGCCCCGUGCCUGAACGCGGCCACCUGCAGGGACCUCGGAAAUGGCUAUGAAUGCGUGUGCCUGGCCGAAUACAAAGGAAUUCACUGUGAAUCCUACAAGGAUCCCUGUGCUAAUGUCAGCUGUCUGAACGGAGGCACCUGUGACAGUGAAGGCCUAAAUGGCACGUGUGUCUGCACACCAGGAUUUACAGGCGAAGAGUGUGACAUCGACAUAAAUGAAUGCGAUAGUAACCCCUGCCAUCAUGCCGGCACCUGCCUGGACCAGCCCAAUGGUUAUACCUGCCACUGCCCCCAUGGCUGGGUGGGAGCAAACUGUGAAAUCCACCUCCAGUGGAAGUCUGGGCACAUGGCAGAGAGUCUUACCAACAUGCCCCGGCACUCCCUCUACAUCAUCAUCGGGGCCCUGUGCGUUGCCUUCAUCCUGAUGCUGAUCAUCCUGAUUGUGGGGAUUUGCCGCAUCAGCCGCAUCGAGUACCAGGGCUCUUCCAGGCCGGCCUAUGAGGAGUUCUACAACUGCCGCAGCAUCGACAGCGAGUUCAGCAACGCCAUCGCCUCCAUACGGCACGCCAGGUUUGGAAAGAAAUCCCGGCCUGCGAUGUAUGACGUGACCCCCAUCGCCUAUGAGGACUACAGCCCCGAUGACAAACCUUUGGUCACACUGAUUAAAACAAAAGAUUUGUAGUCAUUUUUUGGAUUAUUUUUCAAAAAGAUGGGAUACUACACUCAUUGAAAUAUUUUUAAGAAAAUAAAAAGCUUAAGAAAUUUAAAAUGUUAGCUGCUCAAGAGUUUUCGGUAGAAUAUGUAAGAACUAAUUUUCUGCAGCUUUUAGUUUGAAACACAUAUUUUAAACAUGGAAUUUGAGGAGUCCAUAGACUACGUCUUAAUAUACUUUCAUCCCUCUAAAACCUAAGCUUCGACUAGUGUGUGGUCUUUCCACAGUAGACCCUAUCAUGACACCCAGAUUAAUUUCUGUGGCUGUGACAGAAAUAGUCUAAUCAAGGAGAAGUUUCUAGUUAACGUGUGAGUGUGGCUUUCUGAGUAGAGUUAGGAAACACGUAGAAAAUGAUGCGUAGUACAGUAUCCCCGUGACUUAAAAAGAAGUCUGAAAUGUCUGUUUUGUGAAAAAGAAAGUAGUUACCUUUACUAUUCCUAACCUGAAUGAAAUUAGCCUUUGCCUUAUUCUGUGCAUGGGUAAGUAACUUAUUUCUGCACUGUUUUGUUGAACCUGUGGAAACCAUUCUUUUGAGUUUGUUUUUGUAAUAGUCAUCAAGCUAGGCCUUGAAAAUAUACUUAAGUGGAAGGGCCUCGUGAGGCAAUUGCAGUAGAAUUGGAUUUAUAUUUCCUUUGAAAAGUCAAGGUCUUUUUAAUUGUGAGCAAGUUACAUUUACGUUGGAACUGUCUGUUGCUAAGAGAUAGUAAAUGUAAGAGGGUAUCAGCCCCUUCCAUAGCGAGUAUUUCUCAUAGUGCAUCUUUAUUUAUACGAGGACUUUUUUGUGGCUGUAUUUGAUUGAUAUGUGCUUCUUCCGAUUCUUGCUAAUUUCAAGGAAUAUUGAAUAAAUAUUACCAAGUCAA
This is a messenger RNA of Pipistrellus kuhlii (Kuhl's pipistrelle), 3261 nucleotides long. RefSeq names its product delta/notch like EGF repeat containing (gene DNER). Gene Ontology annotation, molecular function: calcium ion binding. Lineage: Eukaryota; Metazoa; Chordata; Mammalia; Chiroptera; Vespertilionidae. The coding region runs from base 161 to 2371 and encodes 736 amino acids. Gene Ontology annotation, cellular component: protein-containing complex; plasma membrane. Gene Ontology annotation, biological process: establishment or maintenance of epithelial cell apical/basal polarity; heterophilic cell-cell adhesion. The record is from RefSeq and is a predicted model, not a curated record. The transcript is spliced from 13 exons.